Messenger RNA from Plasmopara halstedii, 1410 nucleotides. RefSeq lists its product as hypothetical. The transcript is spliced from 3 exons. Bases 1 to 1410 code for a protein of 469 amino acids. Lineage: Eukaryota; Oomycota; Peronosporomycetes; Peronosporales; Peronosporaceae. The record is from RefSeq and is a predicted model, not a curated record. Gene Ontology annotation, molecular function: phosphatase activity. Gene Ontology annotation, biological process: dephosphorylation.
AUGACCGUCGCUCAGCUAGUGCACAUGCUAUUAUGUGCGAUGCUUUCAACUAGAUUCGUGCUGGCCGAUCUCGAAGAUUUAAGUAAGCUCCGCCGCCUCGUGACACUCUCAAGACACGGCAGUCGGGCUCCAAACAACAUAGUCCGGUUCAUUUGCCCACGUAAUAAACGAAAUCUGGACGCAUACGAAGUGCCGCUUACGCAGCUAACGGAAAUUGGUAUGAAUCAGCUUUUAGCUGUUGGUGAGCACAUUCGUAGAACUUACAUGGUGGACGAGCUGGAGCACGAAGAAGCUUUCUUGUCGCGCUCGCUUAAUGGUGUCAACCACUCGCAUUUUGAAACGUAUUUUCGCGCUGACGCAGCAACGCGGUGCGCGCAGAGUGCCACGGCGUUGGGUUACGGCUUGUACCCAGACGGAACAGGCCCCCAUGGUUUUCCACACCAACCUGUGCCGAUAACCAUGCAACUUGUAGAAAACGAACAUGCAUUUGCGGCUCCAAAGGGUCCUUGUCUUAGUACCUUGGAGGCGGAUCUAGCUGUGUAUGCUCAACAUCGCGCUCCAGAGCUUUUUGACCAUUAUCGCGAUGUCCUCGAACAGGUGGGAAAGGCCUGUGGUGUUUUCAUCGAAGACAUCCCCUACAUUCCUGGUGGUGAAGACGCUGUGUUGGGUGUAAAAGAUUUAGCUGAUAUGUUUGUCUUUGACCGCGACGAGGGUCUGCCUCUUCUCGAGGGUGUGACAGUCGAAGCGCGCGAAAAAUUAAAUCAGCUGGCGUUUACGAACCUCAUGGAGCGAUAUUUCUCGUCAGACCGCAAAGUUACAUACUGGGUGGGAGGUUUCAGUGACUUGCUGCUGAAUACGCUUCACGACGGAGCUGUACCGACGGCUCCAUCGGUUGAAGAUUACCGCUUCUUCUCUUUUCAUGGACAUCGUGAACUGCUUCAUGGCCUGGGUAUGAUGCUGGGCUGGGAAUUCCACUUUGAAGGACUACCGACAGCUCUCAAUGUGUCAGCUCUUCACCCAGGUACCACCAUGUUUUUUGAGCUGCGAGCACGUCCACCCACUAAUGAAGAGGCCCGGGAGCAACCUAAAGCGAGUGAAAUUUAUUUUCUACGAACAUACAUAUGGUCGCCUCUGACAAAACGUGAGCAGAUUAGGCUGACAAAGUGCUCGGUCGCAGAUUGUCCACUAAAUGAAUUCACUCGGAUUAUCACGGAUCACAUUGCGAAAACGGACCCAUGGGAGACUAUCUGUAAUUAUAAAAGGCCGGUCGUUGGUCAAAGCCAGGUGGCAUUAUCGCAGGAGCCUUUCGUGGAGAGAUUCAACGGCUCCUCACAUCUCUCUUCUUUAGUUCUCAUCGGAGUUGCUAUUGUGGUGGCACUAGCACUUGCAACCUUCAAGAGCCUACCGUAG